Messenger RNA from Nematostella vectensis (starlet sea anemone), 2133 nucleotides. RefSeq names its product tigger transposable element-derived protein 6-like. The record is from RefSeq and is a predicted model, not a curated record. Gene Ontology annotation, molecular function: DNA binding. Lineage: Eukaryota; Metazoa; Cnidaria; Anthozoa; Actiniaria; Edwardsiidae. Gene Ontology annotation, cellular component: nucleus.
UCCAGUUAAGAUGCUAUGAUAUCUUCAGUGAUAUUACUUAUUUGCUGUAUUUUUACAGAUAUUAGCUAAUUUAGCGAGAUCAGGAAUCAUGUAAUAUAAAAACAGUUCAAACUCAGAGUCUGCCCUGAAGAGACGAAAAUUUGGCAGAGUUGAAUUCCAGUUUUUGGUAUUGUAUUCAUUCUUCUGGUUCACAAACUCCUAUUUGGGCGUUUUGUAUUUACAGUAAAACCUGUCCUUAAGACCACCUGCGUACUCAGACCACCUGGCUAUAAAGACCACUUUUCUCCGGUCCCGUGAAAAUUUACAUGUAAAGUAUAGGACUUUCAACCUGUGUACUAAGACCACCUGUCUAUUAGGGAUUAAGACCACUUUUUUAGGUCCCUUGACCUAAAAGUGACCUGUCUAUUAAGACCACUUAAUCCACUGACUGACAAAAUCAUCCGCGAUUUCUGGUUCAUGACUGCUAGUGAUCUCUAAAAGUGACCUCCCUGGUAAAAAUUACCUCCCAUACAUAUUUAAGUGACCUCCCUCUCUAAAGGUCACACGUGACCCUGAGCACGCUCGCGUCCUCAAGUCACCUUUGAGCCCGGCCUUUGAGUCAAGAUGGCGAGUAAACAAGCUAGGAUUGAGCUCUCACUGAAGAAAAAGGUUUUGAAGCUAGCAGCUGGUGGCGCGAGUCAACGAAAGCUUGCUGAUCAGUUUAAAGUUAGUAAGACUCAAAUAUCGAACAUCAUUAAGAAAAAACGUGCAAUUGAAGUGGCAUUUGAGCAGAAUUCAAACUCUGAGAAAAGAAGCUUCGUAUCUGCACCUAAUGACCGCAUCAAUGACGCUAUAUGGGAAUGGUUUACUAGAUGUCGGGCAAUGAACAUCCCCAUUACAGGCCCAAUGAUACAAGCACAAGCCCUGAAAUAUGCUGAAACGUUUGGAAUCGGUGACUUUAAAGCAUCCAAUGGAUGGCUGGAAUAAUUUAAGUGUCGCAAAAACAUUCACUGUAGUGUUUUAUCGGGAGAAAGCAGCAGUGUUCCUACCGAGACAGUCGAUGAGUGGCAGUCAAGACUUGAAGCUUUGUGCGAGGGAUACCGUGCAGAAGACAUUUUUAACAUGGAUGAAACAGGGAUGUACUAUCGCGCACUACCAGAUCGAUCUCUUGUUGUUCGUGGCGCUGACUGUCAUGGUGGUAAACACUCAAAAGAGCGACUGACAGCUGUAUUAACAUGCAAUAUGACGGGAGAAUUCACAAAGACUUGGAUUAUAGGAAAGUCUGAAAAUCCUAGAUGUUUCAAGAAUCUUGAUAAAAAAACUCUCCCUGUGGUAUACAAGUACAAUCGAAAAGCUUGGAUGACAUCCCCUCUUUAUACCGAGCACAUUCUUGAUUUAGAUCGACAGAUGAGGUUACAAAACAGGAAGAUUCUGUUGUUUGAGGACAAUGCUCCAUCACAUGUGAAGGAUAUAGAAUUGACAAACAUCAAAGUUGUAUUUUAUCCUCCCAACACAACAUCUCGAUUACAACCUCUUGAUCAGGGAAUUAUCAAGAACUUGAAAGCAUUCUAUCGCAAGAAAUUGCUAGAAAAAGUUGUCUCAGCUAUCAAUGAAGCUGAAUUUCCUGAUGCCUGCUCUGUUGCUCGUAAGGUAGAUGUGCUUGAUUGCUGCAUGUGGAUUGCUUGAGCUUUACGUCAAAUAAAGCCUGAGACAGUUACCAACUGUUUUACACACGCAGGGUACCCUAGGUCGUUGCUAACUGAUGACAGACUGGUCCAAGACGCUCAAAAUGCUGCCGAACCCGAUCUUCAACACUUAAUUGAAACAGUUGCAACUGGCUUGAACAUAACUGAGCCAUUAACUGAUGACGAUUUUGUUCACCAUGACGACCAGGUGCCAACUGAGGACGAUGAUAAUGAAAACUGGGUACCUGAGGUUAUUCAGGAACAUGUUUUGGAUAAAGACAGUGUACCAGAAACCGCGGAUGAUGACGAGGAGUGUGAUGAAACCAGCGAUGGCAGUGGGUCACUUGAACCUAUGUCAGUGAUUAAAGAAGCAAAAACCGCACUAUAUUGGGCCCAGCAGUUAAAACUGUUUUCUCUAGAGAAGAAUAUGACUGGAAUCUUUCCCAUAUCUUCUGAACUUGAGGACAAU